Molecule: messenger RNA, 2068 nt
Organism: Balaenoptera musculus (blue whale)
Lineage: Eukaryota; Metazoa; Chordata; Mammalia; Artiodactyla; Balaenopteridae
Gene: ZFTA
Product: chromosome 8 C11orf95 homolog
Exons: 5
Coding region: 1-2043 (680 amino acids)
Biological process (GO): negative regulation of DNA-templated transcription
Source: RefSeq, a predicted model, not a curated record
AUGGAGCCUGGCGGGGACCACCGGAGCCGGAGCGGCGGCGGCAGGGGCGGCCCCGGGCCAGCAGCGGCCUCGGCACGGGGCCGACGGCUGCCGCCCGCCGGAUCGAGCGGCGGCGCGGAGCCCGAGGAGGACGACGGCGGGCAAGAUCUUCAGCUGGAAGGGGGUGCCUUGGGGACCUGGGGGAGUGCCCCCCUGCCCUCCUCCAGGGCCAGGGGACCAGCAUCCUCAGGCAGGAAAUACUCAGACCACUGCGAGGCCCGGGCCUCGAGGCCUGGAAAGAGCCGCAUCCCUGGCCGUGACCACCGGCGCUACUACCACGACCACUGGCGGCUGGAGUACCUGAUGGACUUCAACCCUGCCCGUCACGGCAUGGUGUGCAUGGUGUGCGGCAGCUCCCUGGCCACUCUCAAGCUCAGCACCAUCAAGCGACACAUCCGCCAAAAGCACCCCUACUCCCUGCAUUGGAGUCCCCGGGAGAAGGAAGUCAUCAGCAACAGCUGGGAUGCCCACUUGGGGCUGGGGGCCUGUGGAGAGGCUGAGGGCCUAGGGGCCCAGGGGGCUGAGGAGGAGGAGGAGGAGGAGGAGGAAGAGGAGGAGGAAGGGGCCGGCCUCCAGGCUUGCCCUCCCAAGGGCCCAGGCAAAGCCCCAGCUGGUGGGGGCAGCCGGCGCCAGCGGCGAGGGGGCCCAGGGGCACCCCGGGCUCGGCGUCGGCGCCUGUCUGCCUCCCGGAGGGCUGGGGGCAGCAGGGGGCUGGGUGCCCGGCGCCUGGAGCGGAGGCUGAAGGAGUCCCUGCAGAACUGGUUCCGGGCAGAGUGUCUCAUGGACUAUGACCCGCGGGGGAACCGGCUGGUGUGCAUGGCCUGUGGCCGGGCGCUACCCAGCUUGCACCUGGAUGACAUCCGUGCCCACGUGCUGGAGGUGCACCCCAGCUCCCUGGGGCUCAGCGGCCCCCAGCGCAGCGCCCUGCUGCAAGCCUGGGGUGGCCAGCCUGAGGCACUGUCUGAGCUCACCCAGCCCUCCCCACCAGACGAUGACCUCGUCCCCCAGGACCUGACCAGAAAGAGCCGGGACUCGGCCCCCGCUGCUGGAGCCCCCUCCUCUCAGGAUCUCAGCCCCCCAGACGUAAAGGAAGAGGCUGGCUGGGUCCCUGAGAGGCCCGGGCCGGCAGAGGAGGAGGAGCUGGAGGAGGGCGAGAGGGUGGGGAUCCCGGGCCGGUCUCCGCGGGGCCGCGACCACCGCCGCCACUACCAGGAGCGCUGGCGGCUGGAGUACCUCAUGGAGUUGGACGGCGGCCGGCGCGGCCUGGUGUGCAUGGUGUGCGGGGGCGCGCUGGCCUCGCUCAAGAUGAGCACCAUCAAGCGGCACAUCCGCCAGCGCCACCCGGGCUCCACGCGCCUCAGCGGGCCAGUCAGGGCCCUCAUCGCCCAGGAGUGGAGCGAGAAGGCCGCCCACCUGCUGGCCUUGGGGCUGCCCUGCCCCGAGUCCCCCAGGGACCCUGCCGCCCCCAGCACAGCCGCAGCCUCCGAGGAGGGGGGAGGGGAAGAGGAGGAGGAGCCAGAGGAGGAGGAGGAGUGGUGGGGCGAUGUCCCGCUUUCCCCUGGAGAACCGUCGGAGCGGCCCGCCGAGGAAGAGGAGGACGAUGAGGACGGCCCAGAGCCCGGGGGACUCGCUUUCCCACCGCUGCCGCCGCCGCCGCCGCCCCCGCCGCCGCCGCCCCCGCCCCGCAGCCGAGAACAGCGGCGGAACUACCAGCCGCGCUGGCGGGGCGAGUACCUGAUGGACUACGACGGCAGCCGGCGCGGCCUGGUGUGCAUGGUGUGCGGGGGCGCGCUGGCCACGCUCAAGGUCAGCACCAUCAAGCGGCACAUUCUGCAGGUGCACCCCUUCUCCAUGGACUUCACGCCCGAGGAGCGCCAGACCAUCCUGGAGGCCUACGAGGAGGCGGCACUACGCUGCUACGGCCACGAGGGCUUUGGACCGCCCGCCCCGGCGCCGCGCGACGGCGGCGCGGACCUCAAGGCGGGCGCCGUGUGUCGGGCGUAGAGGACUCGCACUCGAGGGGCCGUGC